Messenger RNA from Dacryopinax primogenitus, 1122 nucleotides. RefSeq names its product UbiE/COQ5 methyltransferase. Gene Ontology annotation, biological process: ubiquinone biosynthetic process. The record is from RefSeq and is a predicted model, not a curated record. Gene Ontology annotation, molecular function: methyltransferase activity. The transcript has 5 exons. Lineage: Eukaryota; Fungi; Basidiomycota; Dacrymycetes; Dacrymycetales; Dacrymycetaceae. The coding region runs from base 300 to 1049 and encodes 249 amino acids.
AUGUUGGUUGUAUUUAGGAAAUAUAAAAUAAAGACGAUUUUGUCAGAGAAAGCCCGGAGAAGCGGAGCACACAACAACCACUCCGAAUACAAGUCCCUAACAUCUUGCUUCUGUCAACGCGUUGAACCCAAACGAUGAACAACACAAAAGCCGCACUGCGACCGUGCAGGUCAGCGAGCAGACGACUGCCCAUCAUCGCCGGGCCAUCAUGUCGUCGUCUGUAUGCGACCGCGAGUCCGAAAGAGGAGAACACAACCCAUUUUGGGUUUAGAACUGUCGAGACGAGCGAGAAGGAGCCAAUGGUCCAGUCUGUGUUCUCUAACGUUGCAUCGCGUUACGACCUCAUGAACGACGCGAUGUCUCUCUACACCCACCGGUUGUGGAAAGACGACUUCGUACGGCACUCGCUUGACCCCGGCAGGCGCGGACCACUGAACGUCCUCGACGUUGCCGGUGGGACGGGGGACAUCGCCCUCCGUAUCCUAGACCACGCACGUGAAAAAUAUGCGGAUAGGGAGACGACGGUCACUAUGGUAGACUUGAACCCGGAGAUGCUGCAAGAGGGCCGGACGAGGUUCAAGAAGACCAUGUAUCAUAACACCCCCCAAAUCGACUUCGUGGUAGCGAACGCCCAGGAGCUGCCGGAGGAUACCUUCCCCUCUGACUCGGCAGACCUGUACACAAUCGCAUUCGGGAUCAGGAACUGCACCUCAAUCCCCGACGUGCUCAAGUCAGCGUACCGUGUGCUCAAGCCAGGGGGAGUGUUUGCCUGCCUGGAAUUCUCCAUACCUAUCAACCCCCUAUUCCGGCGGGUAUACGAUGACUAUUCAUUCUCUAUCAUCCCCCUGCUUGGCACCAUCCUCGCCGGAGACCGGGAAAGCUAUCAGUACCUCGUCGAGUCUAUUCGGAAGUUUCCCACCCAACCCGAGUUUGCGCAGAUGAUUCGAGACGCAGGGUUCACUACUGGGGAGGAUAAGGACGGCAAGGGUGGAGCAUGGAGAGGUCUGUUUGGGGGCAUCGCGAGCAUACAUACGGGCGUUAAAGUCUAGCCUGAGUGUGGUGAAAUGCGGUGUGGAUACCAAUAUUGACACCUCUCCGUAAUCAAUGAAAGCUGAAUAUCUC